CUCGGACCCACGAAGCUCCGAAAUCCUGGUGGCCGGGCCCAAAUCCCUUGGACGAUCGCUUUCCCAAUUGCUGGUCGACACCGUCGACCGGUUGCCUGAAGUCGCAAGAGCUUCAAGGGGACGCGAGGCCGGAGAAACCGACGGGCUAAAAGCCUGAAUUAAACCUCGAAAAUGGUGCCUGAGUGCUUGGGUGAAGGGCAUGAUUGUCUUCAGUUGGCUCCACAGUCGUACGGAAGUGGGAGAAAUUAGUUUGUGCACUUAGCGCUUAAGUGGCUCCAUACCUACUGAGCUGUCGUGCCAGAUUGUUUGUUACACAGUGUGUCAUCUCCGCAUGCGCAGGACAUGUUUUCUUCAAUUCUGUGUGCCGUAUCUCAAGGGUAGUUCCGUCCCUUCAGCUGAACACCUCCGGCGGCCUGAAGUAGAGUAGCCGCAGCCAUGCCGACGCCGGCGGACAAGAAGAAGAUCGUCAAGAAGCGCACGAAGAAGUUCACCCGUUUCCAGGCUGACCACUUCAAGCGCAUGAACCCAGCCUGGCGCAAGCCUAGAGGUAUCGAUGGUCGGGUGCGCAGACGAUUCAAGGGCUCCACUCUCAUGCCAAAGAUUGGUUAUGGCUCCGACAAGAAGACCCGGUUUCGCCUCAAGAAUGGCUUCUACAAGUUCGUUGUGCGAUGCCCGGCGGACCUAGAGAUGCUUCUCAUGCACAAUGAGAAGUACUGCGUCGAAGUCGCCCACAACAUUGGCGCCAAGAAGCGCAAGGAGAUUGUGGAGCGGGCUGACCAGCUUCGCUUGCACGGAGACACUGGAAAGUUCAUCAAUUCGGAAGGAGUGAAUGAGCAGGGUGCCUCCACCAGAGAGAACUGUUGCCUUCGGCAUGUCACGUCAUCGCGCGGUUCCACAUGUUUCAACGUUUCAACCAUCAUUUUUUGACGAGUCAAUCUCCACACGAGUCAAUCUGUAUCAGUCUAUCCCAGACAUGGUCACCAGACCCACACAAGCCC
Molecule: messenger RNA, 998 nt
Organism: Durusdinium trenchii
Lineage: Eukaryota; Dinophyceae; Suessiales; Symbiodiniaceae
Source: the annotation of a GenBank genome assembly